UUGCCGCAGGCUUGAGGUCGGUUGAACUCCGUGGAUUUUAACAUUAGUGGAUUUCAGCGGUCGUCGCUGGUGUAAAUAUCCAAGCCAUCUGUGUUUUGUCGCAUGUUUGGUGACGUCCAAUAAUCGACUCGCUCUGAAGUCUCCAGGGCCGAGGCCUUGAGACUUUUUGCAGUGUAUGCUAUUACAUUUUUUUCUCUCGAUGCGUUCCUUUUGACCCGUUUAGCUCGGGUAUGAACUGAUGAAGCACUUUAAGCUGUGAUCGAAACUGAAAGGGUUGGAUCUAGCAAACAGCUAACGAAACUAGCUGAAGCCCGUAGUAAAGCCAGCGAGGAAGUGAGCAGUAAAAUGACAUCUCGGAGGUGGUUUCACCCAAACAUCACAGGUGUAGAAGCAGAGAAUCUCCUGCUAACGAGAGGGGUCGACGGGAGUUUUUUAGCGAGACCCAGUAAAAGCAAUCCGGGAGACUUCACCCUCUCUGUAAGGCGAAAUGGAGCAGUCACACACAUUAAAAUUCAGAAUACUGGGGACUAUUAUGAUCUCUAUGGUGGGGAGAAAUUUGCCACAUUGGCUGAGCUUGUUCAGUACUAUAUGGAGCAUCAUGGGCAACUAAAGGAGAAAAAUGGUGAUGUUAUUGAACUGAAAUAUCCACUUAAUUGUGCUGAUCCCACAUCUGAAAGGUGGUUCCAUGGACAUCUUUCUGGUCGAGAGGCUGAAAAGCUUUUGACAGAAAAGGGAAAGAAUGGCAGCUUCCUGGUGCGGGAGAGCCAAAGCCAUCCUGGAGACUUUGUUUUGUCAGUGCGAACUGGAGAUGACAAAACAGACACCAGUGACACCAGCAAACCCAAAGUCACUCAUGUUAUGAUCCGCUGCCAGCAAGACUUGAAGUAUGAUGUUGGAGGAGGUGAGAAGUUUGAUUCUCUCACUGACUUGGUAGAGCACUACAAAAAGAACCCUAUGGUGGAAACUUUGGGCACUGUGUUGCAACUAAAACAGCCUCUAAACACAACCCGUAUUAAUGCAGCAGAGAUUGAAAGUCGUGUUAAAGAGCUCAGCAAACUAGCAGAGGCUACUGACAAAGUCAAACAAGGUUUUUGGGAAGAAUUUGAGACUUUGCAACAGCAAGAGUGCAAGCUGCUUUACAGUCGCAAAGAGGGUCAGAGACCAGAAAACAAAAACAAGAAUAGAUACAAGAACAUUCUACCUUUUGACCAUACACGGGUGGUACUGAAUGAUGGAGACCCAAAUGAGCCAGGUUCUGACUACAUCAAUGCCAAUAUUAUUAUGCCAGAGCUGGACUCAAAGUCUAACACCACUAAAAUGAAAAAGUGCUACAUUGCCACUCAGGGCUGUUUGCAGAACACCAUUAGUGAUUUCUGGAGAAUGGUGUUUCAAGAAAACUCUCGUGUUAUUGUUAUGACCACAAAAGAAGUUGAAAGAGGAAAGAGUAAAUGUGUGAAAUACUGGCCAGAAAUGUCUGCUCUCAAGGAAUACGGAGCCAUGCGUGUUCGUAACGUCAGAGAAACAGCUGCACAUGACUACAUUUUGAGAGAACUCAAACUGUCCAAAGUCGGGCAGGGCAACACGGAGCGUACUGUUUGGCAGUAUCAUUUCAGGGCUUGGCCAGAUCACGGAGUCCCCACUGACCCAGGUGGUGUUUUGGACUUUCUAGAGGAGGUCAACCUGAAACAAGAGAGCAUAGUGGAUGCUGGUCCUAUAGCAGUGCACUGCAGUGCAGGAAUUGGGAGAACGGGAACAUUUAUAGUGAUUGACAUACUCAUAGAUGUCAUCAGAGAAAAGGGGGUAGAUUGUGAUAUUGAUGUUCCAAAAACUAUCCAGAUGGUCCGCUCACAGCGUUCAGGGAUGGUACAGACUGAGGCUCAAUACAGGUUCAUUUAUAUGGCUGUACAACAUUACAUAGAAACAUUACAGAGGCGCAUAGAAGAGGAACAGAAAAGUAAGAUUAAAGGACGAGAGUACACCAACAUUAAGUACUCUUUGUCUGAUCUGUCUGGAGGAGAACAGAGCCCUUUACCCCCUUGCACUCCUAUCCCAACACCCACUUGCACAGAAUUGAGGGAGGAAAGCUCCAGAGUGUAUGAAAAUGUUGGCUUGAUGCAGCAGCAAAAGAGUUACAGAUGAGAUUUACAUUUUAUGCUGAUGCUCUUUCAAUUCCAGGAUCUUGAUUGCAAUUUUGCCAGCCACACCUAGAAGACAUAGACUUGACCAUAAAGACAUACUGUAUAGACAGGGUCAGGGACCUGUUGUCUCUCAUUCCACGUAAGCAUUAAUCCUCAAAUUGAAUUUCAACCACUGUGACCAUAAGAAAUCACAAUUUACUAGAUGCCCUUGAACUACAGUCUGUCUAUCCUUGAAAAACAAAGGGCUGCAUACAGGGUGUGCUAUGUGCAGGGGUAAACUUGACUUUUUGGUCAUCUAAUUUUUUGUUAUUAACCAAAGGAUUAAUACAGAUUGUUUAUAGACUGAAGUGCAAACUUAAUAAGAGGCAUGUGCCAAAAUGGAAAUAAUGUACUGAUGAUUCACAAUUUUAGCCAUUGAUUCUCUAUUAGGUCAUGUAAGCCUUUAAUAUUGUAUGAGACCAUACGUAUGGAGAAUAUUUCACAAAUAAUUGUCUAGUUUCAUUUUAUUAUCUAAAUGAAGUAUUGGCAUUGUAUUACUUAUUAAUUGUAAUUUGUAACCCACUCAUCAAUUCUAUUUAUUUUGCACAAGAACAUUCUCAAAAAGACAUGAGACUGUCAUGUGAAUUUACAUCUGAAGGUGGAUUUAAUAUAUGGCAUGGCUUUCAUCAGGAUAGACUAAUUCUGUGAUUGAACCAUUCCUGAUCUCAAGCCUAAUGUCCUUACAGCUAUAGAUUACACUCUGCCGCAUACAUGUUAGCCAAGCCGUGACUUGGUGGAUUUAUUAAAAUUCUUAUCUGGACCUAAACAAUCCAGUAUUCAGGAGGAGAAUCUAUUUUAUUGUUAAUCCCCCUUUUUUAUCUACUCAUUAACUAGUACAUACAAUGCUGCCAAAACCAAUUUUAAGUGCAUAAUUUCAUUAGUUAAAGUUUUUUUUUUAACAAUUGCGUUUUUAUGUUCUAAUGCCUGUAACUUUGGUUGAAGUAACUAUCUCCCCAGCUUUAGCUGUGUAGAUUAAUACUGUGGGCCAUGGGAUGGCUUAACUCUUGUUUAUGUACAGUACUCUUCAUGCUAUUAGAAGAAUUGCUACUGUUGAGUUCACACUAAAUGACUUCCUUUUACUAAAGUUGACACUUCGGCAUUAGCAGCAGUAUUUUGGGAUCAGUUGUUCAGUCAUGUGGCCUAAAUAUAAUAUUCUUUUCUUAAGCCUUUACGAUUUAUGGUCAUUUGCUUGUUAACAGUAUGCCUUAAGAAAGUGCAGUUUUGCAGAGUAGUGUAGAUUUCUAAACCUGAAAAAUAAAGCCAUUCUGAUCUUCACUGAGGAUCCGCGACACUUGCAGUGAAUGCAACCAUCAUCGGUCAAGGGUUGAACAGAACCAUUUGUUAAACCAGUAUUUAUGACCUGUUUUCUUUCAAAUGGUUAUCCCUCUUGAUGCGCACCUGUAGUAGAAAGAUGGAUUCGUACUUGUCUUUAGUGGCGUGUAUUAUGUCCUGUGUUGUCUUUGAGAGUGAGACUGAUAUUGGCCAUACUUUCUUUCAUUUUCACUAAUAAUUAAAACUGCCUAUUUAUCAUUGUAAGCAACGCAUAGAUGUACCUUCUACGCACAUGCCUUGGUGUAUGUGAGUACUAUACAAGAAACUGUAACACUUUAAUGUGAAAUAUUUCAUCAUAACAUUCUGAACAGAAAAAGGAUAAAUGGUUAUCACAAAGCAUACAAACUCUAUUUUUUAAUUUGUAUAUUGUACCUGAGAAUUUAGAGAUGAAUGUACUUACUAAAACAUAUCUACUUGCCAAUAUACUGUAUGUUUAUUGCUACAGCUUUCUCUCUGUGACUCAGAGAAGACCUCUUACAAAGUUUUAGAGGUUUAUUGUAAUACUUUCAAUGCUGUUAACCAUGUUAACUCAAAAAACAAUAAAUGGCUUGCUCUUGCCUAAGUCAAAAUGG
Molecule: messenger RNA, 4081 nt
Organism: Boleophthalmus pectinirostris (great blue-spotted mudskipper)
Lineage: Eukaryota; Metazoa; Chordata; Actinopteri; Gobiiformes; Gobiidae
Gene: ptpn11a
Product: protein tyrosine phosphatase non-receptor type 11a
Exons: 16
Coding region: 346-2139 (597 amino acids)
Biological process (GO): protein dephosphorylation
Molecular function (GO): protein tyrosine phosphatase activity
Source: RefSeq, a predicted model, not a curated record